AUGAAGAGGCGGGUGUGUGUGAAUCGCACUGAGAAGGAGAAGCUUGCGCUUCUUAGGCGCUGGAAAGUAGAUAACCCAGAUUGGACUCUAGAAGAAGCCGCUGUCGAGCAUGAGGUCAAGGAAUCGACUUUGAGAGGCUGGGUGAAACGCUACUGGGAUGUUUGUGACGAAGAGGUUGGCUCAGAUCGCAAGCGCAACGAAGGCGGAGGACGAAAACACAAGAUGAAGCCGUACGAAUGGAGAGUAAUCGAAUACCUUGAUGAGCUUAUGGAGGACAACUGGACGUUUGACGAUCAAAACUCUGUUGAUUGUGGAAUUUAUCUGCUCUACUUCAUCGAAAAGAUAUCCACAGCGAUUAUGAAAGAUCGCCCGCAUACGCCACGUGGAUCAAUGGAUAAGUUGUGCUCCGACAAAUUCAAUGUCGAAAACUACCGUGCGCUUCUACAUCAGCGUAUUAUCCGCGCGGCCAACGUAGCAAAUAAGAAGAGUAAAAUCCUAUAA
Messenger RNA from Phytophthora sojae, 501 nucleotides. RefSeq lists its product as hypothetical. Lineage: Eukaryota; Oomycota; Peronosporomycetes; Peronosporales; Peronosporaceae. The record is from RefSeq and is a predicted model, not a curated record. The transcript has 2 exons. The coding region runs from base 1 to 501 and encodes 166 amino acids.